This is a messenger RNA of Andrographis paniculata, 3302 nucleotides long. RefSeq lists its product as uncharacterized. NCBI's taxonomy places the organism in Eukaryota, Viridiplantae, Streptophyta, Magnoliopsida, Lamiales, Acanthaceae. The transcript has 7 exons. The record is from RefSeq and is a predicted model, not a curated record. The coding region runs from base 237 to 3230 and encodes 997 amino acids.
CCCAUUUCCUAAAACCUAUCCAUUAUUUUCUGCUCAACAAAUUGCCUCCUCCCGCCGAAACGUCGCUCCUCGAACUACGGAAGACGUGACGUUUUAGGGUUACAAUAUGAUCAUUGCACUGCGCUGCGUCAAAUCAAACUUCUCAAACUUACACAUUCACAAUUCUGAAACCCUUUCUGCUCUCGUAUAACUCCCUCCUUCGUUUUCUCCUUCAACCUUUCCUUACCCUCGCGUAAAUGGCUAACCAAUACGUUCCCGCACUCCCUUUUGACGGAACCGAACCCUCAAUACCCCUUGUAUCUUCCAAAGUUCUUACCCCUACAAUCCGCCCUUACUGCACUACCACUCCCGAUGCUGAGCGUAUGACUUCAGUCAUUGUUCAAGUUUCUCCCAUUACCGUGAACAAUGAAGCGUUCAAACCGGAACGCCUUCUAGAUAGCAUCAAGACUCACUUGACCGACCCAAAAGAUGCUUACCGGAAAUGGUACGCGAGGCUCCUUCCACAUUUUGAAAAUCAAUGGAAAGCCCAAGGGAUCGAUAAAGCUAUUCUCCUUUCGACGCAACCCCUCUACCUCCAUGACAAGGUUUUGAUGGCCAUGGCGGCUUUUUGGCAUUCGCAAACAGGUGCCUUUUUCCUCCCUUCAGGUCCAAUGGGUCCAACCCUAAUGGAUGUAGCAGUGAUCGCACAUUUGCCGAUCACUGGAGAGGACCCCGUUCUGGUUUCUCUCGGGAAUCAAGAACUUCCCCCCAACCAUCAAGGUUGGGCUCUGGCCAAACUGCCUGAAAGAGAAAGAGGGUGGACAUACUUUGUCAAUAAAUAUCAGGGUAGGGAGGAUACCCCUGUUUCCGAGUUGGAACAUACUGCUUUCCUCCUCUUCUGGCUCUGCAGAUAUAUCAUUCUCUCCCCUUCUAAACUUGUCCUUUCAACUCAUAUUGACCUAGCCAUUUAUCUAGCAUGUGGUCAUUUCUGUUCUUUAGGUACCUUAUUUCUAGCCAACCUCUUUGAAGGUUUAUCCCGAGUAAGUUCCCGUCUUACAGAUAUCAAAAAGGCGGAUACUGCAGCCUCAGGACCAUUUUGGUUCCUGGAACUGUGGUUCCGUCUAUACUUCCCCUCUGCAUUUUUUGGUCGCCUCCCAAUUUCUCCUAACCCUUAUAGGUCUAUUGGCUAUGCCUUAGCCAGAUUAACCCCGAACUCUUCCUGUCUAAAAUCCUCCGACUCUAUAAUAACCCAAAUUUUGACCGAAGAUCGGAACAAUUCCCGUUUUUUUGUAUAUACAACCUUAAUACAAUAUUCGACCGAUCUUUUCUUCCUUUAUCCCGACCCUACCUAUCCUUUAACUCGGCCAGAUCCUCUCCCUCACCCGACCUUUAUUUUUUCCUGGGACGCCGCAAUAAAACCCCGAUCUUUGUUUUCUAGCAGACGGUCGGAUAAGAAGAAUCGUAGAACAUUUUUCACUUACAAUUACCAACCUCAAUUUUUGUCGAGGCAAUUUGGUUGCUGCCAGGGCAUACCAGGGCCAUUAGCCAGUCCUCACCUCAUAUUUCAAAGCCCCGAGGGUCUGGUGAUUCCCGAACUCAUCCCGACCUAUAUUUCUCAACUCACCACCUACAUCACCUCGAAUUCAUAUCUCCCGUUCUGCCCAAAACCUUCGACAACCGAAGAUUUCCCUUCCUGGUGGUCGACCACCUGGUCUUCACUUGCCCCUUCGACUGACCAAUUGGUCGGGAGACUUGCUCCACCCCCAGCUCUGGCUCUUGGCUCCGCCCGACUGGCAGUCAGAGGAAGGAAAAGGCCAGCCCCUACGCCAGGUGGGUCGGGAGCAAAAAGACAAAAAGCAAAGGCCACUCCUGCUAUCGAUAGGCAGGCCAUCGAGGAAUAUCUGGCUUCUCUGCCAAUAGAUACUAGCGGGAUGCAAAAGUAUCUAAGGCAACAAUUUGAAGAUCCUUCAAUGCUCCCGACCACUGGCCCUACCACGUCUCAACCGACCCACCAACAAUCGCCCGAACCACAAGUUCCCAUCAAUUUAUCUUCAUCCCGAUCGACAGCCGUCCCGAUCAUAGAACAAUCAUCUAUGGUCCGGACCACCGAUCGACUAGCCAUAGUCCCGAUUACCACACAACCGACCCACAGACAAUCAGAGGCACACCGACCAGGCGAAUCGAUGGGCAGGGUACCUCCUCCCCCAACGUCGGAUAUCGUUGCGGUGAUUCCCGACCAACUUGUUGUCCUCCCCGACCAAGUUGCGGAACCUCAACAAGCUCCUAUUGAAGAUGUGGUAGUGCCCGACCCCGACCAGGUCGUGGCUUUACCCGACCCGCUUGUUCAGCAAGUUGAUGAGGUUCCUAUUGUUGGUCCCGAACCAGUCCAACCCGAACCAGUCCAACCACCCGAUGAAGUAGAGGAAAUUUCCUCCUCAAGAUCGGGUGAAGCUUCUGUUAAUUUUGCCCCGCUGAAUCCGGGUAUGGAUUUAGCAGCCGCCCAACAACUUCCACCAGGGGAUGAAUCAGUUGCUGGUCCGAUUACCCGACCAGUCAACCCCUCAAAUUUCCAACUUAUGGCCCCUUCCGAGGCUACAGCUGCCCUGGAUCAAGCUGCUCAGGAGAUGAACAUUUUGACCCGAAUAAAUCUCCCGACACACGUCAGAACCAUUGUGGAACGAUGCGCCAAUUUGGAUUAUGCCGACUUAGAACUGGCUGACCUUUCGGCGUUAGUCCAAGUCGCAAUAUCCCUAUUGGUUCAACCUGCCCUGGAGUCGGGAGCUUCGCCAGUUCUCGAUCGGAUGAUGGCCAGGAUCACUGAACUUCAAGCUGAACUUCCUCUGAUCCGACCCCCAUUAUCCGAAGCGACCUCCUCUCGUCCGGCAGCAGAUCCUAAUAAUAUCGAAGCAGAUUUGAAGAAGGCUAACCAAGAUCUUAGCGAGGCUAGGGCCCGACUAGACGAGCUCCGGCAGGAGAGACAAACAUUAGCUACUGAAAUCGCUCAAAAGACUGAAGAACUACGACGACUUCAAGAACGAUUGGAAGCCAUAGAUGAUAGCAUACAAGAGGGAAGUCGUCUGGUUGAAACACAUUGCCUUAACCAAGCCAGUCUUUGCGACCAACUUCAGGCAGCGAUUCAAACGAGACUCGUCCAGAGACACCAAGAAGCAUACCAACGUCGUCGGGCCAUCAAGUCAGAACUCAAAUGGGCCGAUCUAAAAACUGCUUUACGGGCGCUUCUCUCCUUGUAAUACAAAUAUAUUCACCUAACUUAAAAACUAGAAUACUUAUUUAAACGAAUAUUAUAUUUAUCUUUCCUUAAU